AGAAGUGGCGAAGGUCAGUUGUGCCGCGUAUUCCUAGCCGAAGACACACCUUGCCAUGUGCUCUUAGAGAUCACUACGAAUUGUGCUGUGUUGUUGAAUUAUUUCACUAGAAUUGUGCCAUUUCGACAUUUUUGGUUUUUCCUUCUAGACAAUGCUUCCAAUAUGGACAUUUUUCCUCCUCUUCACCUUAACACUCGCUAUGGACAACCUUCGUGUCGCCUAUCAAUGGAAAGAACUCGACUUUGAGUUCCCCUCGUCCUCCGCACGUGAAGAGGCCAUCAAAAGCGGAAAAUUCAUACCGGAAAAUAACCUUCCUCUAGGCCUAGAAGUGCACAAAGAUAGGCUUUUCAUCACUGUGCCAAGAUGGCGCUCGGGGGUGGCGGCCUCGCUCAACUACAUCAAACUCUCCGACCCCAUGGACUCGCCCAAGCUGCGGCCGUACCCCAACUGGGAGGCCCACAAGAGCCACUCGGUUGACCCCCCGGAGAUAGUGUCCCCUUUCCGGGUCCGAGCCGACCAUUGCGGCCGUUUAUGGGUUCUGGAUACGGGAAUCGAGGAUUUCACCCAUCCCAAAAUCCACAAAAAUGUCACUCUCCUCAUCUACGACCUUGACAAUGACAGUUUACUCAGGAGUUACAAGAUUCCUCAAGGACAAGUCAAGAGUGAGAGUUUCCUGGCGAAUAUUGUCGUGGAGGACCACAAUUGUGCGGACACUUACGCAUAUUUGGGGGAUUUGGGGGACCCUCCUGGGAUAGUCGUGUACUCGUGGAAGAAGGGGGAGAGUUGGAGAGUGGAGCACAAUUAUUUCUCCAUUGAUCCUCUCAUGGGGGAGUUUAACGUUUCCGGGAUUACGUUUGUGUGGAACGAUGGGUUGUUUGGUAUGGCGUUGUCGAAGCCCGACCAUGAUGGGUUUAGUACUCUCUAUUUCCACCCCAUGAGUAGUACUAACGAGUUCUCGGUUAGUACCAAAUACUUAAGGGAGAACGCAGGCAAGGAGCAUUUCCACGAGUUCAAAUUAUUGGGGAGUAGAGGGCCGAAGGGCCAAAGUGGGGUCUCGUUUCUUGACCAGAAAACUGACGUCCUUUUUUACUCCUUGCUAAAUUUGAACGCAGUGGCCUGUUGGAGGACCACAAACCCCGCCUACACCAUGGAGUCCCAAGGGAGGGUUUACAUGAACAAUGUUACUAUGAUUUUCCCCAAUGAUAUUAAAGUUGACAAUGAUGACAAUCUCUGGGUUAUGUCAGACCGUCUCCCCAUUUUCUUAUAUGGCCACUUGGACAAAAAUGAGGUUAAUUAUCGGGUGCUUACGGCCCCGGUGGCUGACGCCAUCAGAGGGACAGCUUGCGAUUCGAAACUGGUAACGAGGAUUAAAAAUAAUGAUAUUAAAAGUGGGGGGAUGGGAGUUGGUGCUGUUGGAGGGAUGGUCCUCGUCAUGUUUGUUGCCAUAAUGAAUUUGUAAUUUUUUACAAAUAUCCUGUAAUUAUUGUAUAAUUGCCGCGAGAUUUAUUUAUUUAUUUUAGGCUAGUCUGUAGUGUUUUGUUGUAAGUAUUGUACUUAUUUGUAAAAAUAAAGCAAUAGAGUCUUAACAAUUU
Tribolium madens (black flour beetle) is the source of this 1592-nucleotide messenger RNA. RefSeq names its product protein yellow. NCBI's taxonomy places the organism in Eukaryota, Metazoa, Arthropoda, Insecta, Coleoptera, Tenebrionidae. Gene Ontology annotation, cellular component: extracellular region. The transcript is spliced from 3 exons. The record is from RefSeq and is a predicted model, not a curated record. The coding region runs from base 152 to 1459 and encodes 435 amino acids.